AUGUCGAGUACGGCAAAAAAAAGGAAAUCGUCUCGAAUAAAAUCAAAUGUAUGUGUUGAGGAAGAUGAAAAUUCUCGAAUAAUCAUUCUUCCUUCUGCCGAUUAUUCCGGCGAGUCAGAUUCGGAUGUUGAAUCUGAAGAAGUAGGUGUCGCAGAUCAUGCUGCUAUUACAGAUUUUCAGGAUGAAAAUGUAUUACACGAGUACUCAGAAUUAUCGGGUGAUGUUCCUGGUAUAUCUUAUCGUAAAGUUUUGGACACUUAUGGUGAGAACCAAGAAAAAUUAGAACCAGACCAUGAGUAUGAAUGGGUGGAUGGUGAAUGUGUUAUCAAUGAUACUCCUGAUAAUGCUUUAUUGCUCCCAACAAAUGUUCAAAAUAAAAUUCGCGAUUCUUCUUUGGUAGAUCUAUUUCAACUAUUUUUUUCUUUAGAGUUGAAGGAAGUUAUUGUUGAUGCUACUCGUGAAAAUGGAUAUGAUCUUACGAUUGAAGAGCUAGAUGUUUUUGUUGGGAUAUUAAUUACAUCUAUGUUCAAUGGCAGAAAAUCCCAAAAGGAUUAUUGGUCCAGACUGCCACUUUUACGUUGUGAACCUAUAGCUGCUGCUAUGUCAAGAAAUAAAUAUUCUACUAUCAAAGAAAAAAUUAAAAUGUCUAAAGAUAGCGAUGGUAACUCAAAUGACAGAGCUUGGCGUGUCCGAAAGCCAUUAGAGAUUUUUAGAAAGAAUAUAAAAUGCUUUGGUUACUUUUCAACAGCUCUAUCCGUUGAUGAGAUGAUGAUUAAGUUCUAUGGUCGAACGGUCUUGAAGCAGUACAUACAAAAUAAACUUGAUCGUUUUGGGAUAAAAAUGUGGGCUUUAUGUAUGGUCAAUGGGUUUCUCUUAGACUGCGAUAUUUAUUGCGGAAAAGGGACGAAUAUUUAUGCUUCAGAGACGAACCCAAAACUUAGUAAAUGCGCUUUAGGUAGCCGAGUAGUUCUUCAAAUGGUUCAAAACUUGCUUCUGAUAGUCACUCCAAGAAAAUUGUAUCAAUAUCAUCUUACAUUUGAUAAUUUCUUUACUGGUCCAGAUUUAUUGGUACAUUUGAAAAAUAUAGGAUUACGAGCUACAGGAACUGUGAGAUCAAACCGAAUAAAAACUACGAAUGAAAUUGAUAAAAAAUCCAAGAGAGGAACGUUCGUUUCAAAAUAUGAUAAAAACAGUGGUUUGAAUUAUAUAACCGUUAUGUACUCGAAGCCCCUUUCGGUUCUUUCAACUUGUGCUAGUGUAAGGCCUUUCGGAACGGUGAGAAGAUAUUCUAAAGAACAAAAAAAGAAAGAAACCUUAGAAUUUCCAAGAGCUUUCACAUUCUACAAUCAAUAUAUGGGCGGUGUUGAUCUUCACGACUCGCAUUGUAGUAAUUUGAGAAGUCCUAUAAGAUCUAAAAAAUGGACGUGGGUUAUUUUUAUGAGACUCAUUCAAUCUUCGAUAACGAAUGCUACUGUUCUGGAGAAUUUGGUAACUCAUGACAAAAAAAUAGGAACGAAAGACACAGCACAGGCUGUUGCUGAAAGCUACUUAGCAAAAUCAAGUUACAAUUUGGAAAGACAUAGAUAUGAAACAGCCCCGGGAAAAAAAUAUUGUACCAAUAGUAAAAGUUGUGGUAAAAGGACCACAAAAAAAUGUACUGAAUGUAAUACUUACCAAUGCUUAUCUUGUUUUACAGCAAAACAUAAGAAGUGA
Molecule: messenger RNA, 1713 nt
Organism: Phymastichus coffea
Lineage: Eukaryota; Metazoa; Arthropoda; Insecta; Hymenoptera; Eulophidae
Product: piggyBac transposable element-derived protein 3-like
Exons: 1
Coding region: 1-1713 (570 amino acids)
Source: RefSeq, a predicted model, not a curated record